This is a messenger RNA of Caenorhabditis remanei, 276 nucleotides long. RefSeq lists its product as uncharacterized. The coding region runs from base 1 to 276 and encodes 91 amino acids. NCBI's taxonomy places the organism in Eukaryota, Metazoa, Nematoda, Chromadorea, Rhabditida, Rhabditidae. The record is from RefSeq and is a predicted model, not a curated record. The transcript has 4 exons.
AUGUUAAUGUUCUCGUCUCCAUCUCAUCUCUUCCUAGCCGCAAUGCUAGUCAUUUCGUGUUUCCACGUGGCACACGCUGGCACAUGGCUCUCCUUCAAUGACUUCAAAGAGGACGGUUUGGGUGAGCCGUCACGUCGUUUGGGAGACGUCGUUUCGUUGUGCAAGGAAACGCAAAAACGUCUGGCAAAACGCGCUCAGAUGGGUGAGCGCGUGAUUCGCGCUCAACAGGAGAACGAGGCGAUCUGUAGACUCCUCAUGAAGAUGGGUCGCCGUUAA